CGAGAGAGAGAGCGAGCGAGAGAGACCGAGAGAGACAGAGUGUGAGAGUCGCUCCUGCCCUCUGUCUUUACACACUGCUGCCUGUGUGUGCGCCGUCUCUCCUUGCCUGCACUCUCUCACACACACACACUCACGCAGACGCACGCUCACACAGACCGAGGGAGAGAGCGGAUAGAGCGAGCAAGAGAGAGAGGGAGAACACAUCGCAGCAGAGAUGCAGCAGGAGGUUUUCCGAGGUUUUGGGGGCCGGUCAUGGUGUCCUGGCUGGAGGUGUUGGACCCCCUCCACGCAGGCCUCUUCUUGCUACGCCUGAACGAGCAACGCCUGCCUGCCGGGCCCACCCUCUUCUGUGACGUCAACCUCAUCGCCACCAGCGACGCCAAGUUGGCCGCCUGCUGCCAGUACUUCCGCCAGCUGCUACUGCCGACGUCUUCCCCACCGCCUACGACUCCUGUAUUAGGCAGCAGCCACCCGCCAUCUACCCCCUCUUCCAGGCUCAUCCAGGGGGCUGAGCUGGACCUGCCUAACUUCCAGUCCAGUGUGCUGUCCAACCUGCUUGACUUCAUCUACUCCUCCCGUGUUGCCCGCCAGGGCUCCAAGGGGACCAGGCGUCUGUCGGAGGCGGGCCUCAGCCUUAGGGUGCCCAUCUUGACCAAUCUGGUUGAGGAAGAAGAGGAGGCGGAACCAGGGCAGAUGAAGGGUAAAAGCAGGCAGUGCCGAGGAGGGGAGGCCAUGAUGGAGGGGCUGAUGAAUGAUGAGGCAGACGGCCCCGAGAACGCUAAGAUCACCCUCAGCUUCCCCCUCAGCGCCGCCCUGCCCGCCGCCCUCACCGUUCACAACCACCGCCCCUCCUCAGCCACAUCCUACCCCCGCCGCCGACAUCCCUUCUCGGCCUCCAAGGCGUCCAACGAGGGGUCAGCGUGGAAACUGGAUGCCACCACCACAGACAAACGGCGGCCCUUUAACCCCCCCCAGCGGGACAGCUCCCCGUCCUCUUCCUCCGACUCCUCUUCCCCUUCCUCCUCUUCCUCUCCUAUGGAUCUUACCGCACUGGUCAAAAAGGACAUCAAAUCCCUCCCACCUCUUUUCAAAGCCGGUCUGGACUCCCAGUUCCACAGGUUCCCCCCCAGGUCCUCCAAUGGGCCUUUAAGUGGUUACCCAGGGGAGGGUCACAGACUGACCAAUGGCACGGCCUCACCCUCAAAGACUGCACAGAUCCUGUUCAACCUGAGCACCGUGGCCUAUCGGGGCCAGGGGGGGCGGGGCACAGACAGAAAGGAGAAAACAGGGAAAAAAGGUGGGAGGGUGGGCAGCCCCCAAGUUGGAACAAACCUACGCCCGCCCAACCUCCACCUUUCUCCUCCUCUUCCUCACCCCUCUGAGUCUUUCACUCUUCCUCCUCACUCCUGCUCCACCCCCCUAGAUGGCCCCAAGCCGGAGCUGAUAUGCGGGGUGUGCCACCGCCUCUUCAGCUCCGCCUUGUCUCUCACGGCCCACAUGCGGCUGCACCGUGGAGGCCGGGCCCUCAGCUGCCAGCACUGUGGCAAAGCCUUCAUACACAACAAGAGACUGCAGUCCCACGAGGCCUCCUGCACGCACGCUCUGAACCCGGCCCUCCCAUCUAGCAUCCCCCUUCUCCCCAUCCUGGCCAAAGAGGAGCCCCUGGAGGAAGGGGAGGUUAGGGUGGAGGGAGGACAGAUUGUGGGGGCAAGUGAAGAGGAUAUGAAGCCUGGCAAAGGGAAAAAAGGGCGAGGUCUCCUGGUUCGGCAUGAAGGCGACGUGUCAGAGCUGGUGGGGGAUGAGGACCACUUCGUCAAGGUGGUGGACGGCCACGUCAUCUACUUCUGCUCGGUGUGCGAGCGCUCCUACAUGACCCUGUCCAGCCUCAAGCGUCACUCCAACGUGCACUCGUGGCGCCGCAAGUACCCCUGCCACUUCUGCGACAAGGUGUUCGCCCUGGCUGAGUAUCGCACCAAGCACGAGGUGUGGCACACGGGCGAGCGACGCUACCAGUGCAUCUUCUGCUGGGAGGCCUUCGCAACGUACUACAACCUGAAGACCCACCAGAAGGCUUUCCACGGCAUCAGCCCGGGCCUCAUCUCCAGCGAAAAGACAGUCAACGGCGGUUACAAGCAGAAGGUCAACGCCCUCAAGUUCUACCGCCUGCUCCCCAUGCGUUCCCAGAAGAGACCCUACAAGACCUACAGUGACUCCCUGGCCAACAGCCUGCUGCUGCCCCCGUCUGACCCCUCUGCCGUCCCCUUGCCUCAGCCCCUGGACUGCAGCCUGCCCGGCUCCCUGGACCUUCACAGCCUCAUCAGUUGCUCUCUACCCAAGGGUGUGAAGCCUGACCCUGACGAGUUCCCUGCCGGCUUCCCCCUCUCAGUGGGCCUAGAGCAGGGAGAGAUCCCCACACUGCCCCCCACCCUAAUAGGUAUGGCCUUAGGGAGAGUAGCUGACAGAGAGGCAGAGUCAGAGCAGGUAGAUAGCUGUGGCAGCAGCUCCAAGGCAUCCGUUCGUAACAAAGUCAAAACUCCAAAGGUCAGCGGUAGCCCAGAGUUGGGUUUGUCCUCUGUCAUCACUUACGGCCACUCCAAGCCCUCCGUCAUAGUGCAUGGCACAGUGGCGCCAUCCGUCAUUGUCCAUAGCAACCAGGUCACCUCUGGGGCCGGGAAAGGCCCCCUGAGCAGCCCCUCCCCUGAAGUUAGCAACAGCCAGACACUCCCCAAGGUCAGUACAAAGCCUGUUAAAAUUCACAGGGAAAGUACGGAGAGCCAUAGGAAGAGAGCUAAAUUAGUGGACAGUUCAGAUGCCACAGAGGAAGGGGAGAGGAGAUCAGAAACAGGUAGGUCCCAUCAUAAGUCCCGCAAGGGGCACAGCAAGAGUGACAGCUCCUCAGCCAAACAGUCGUCCACAGGGUCAGAGGGCAAAGGGGCUGGGCCGCUGUGCCAGAUCACGGUGCGGAUAGGCGAGGAGGCCAUGGUCAAACGCAGCAUCUCCGAGACGGACCUCAAGAGGGACAGGAGCCCCCCUCCUUCCAGAGCCAAAAGGACGGACUCCUCCCCACAUGACUCCAAGGAACCUCGCCACUCCCACCACCACCAUCACAAACAUCGCUCCCAUCGCAGCUCUAGCGUCGAAGCUGAGGGGGAGAGAGGAGGAGAUGGAGAGAGAGAAAAUGGAGAGGGGGACAGCCGGAAGAAAAGCCCCAAAGCCACGGGCAAGGUCAGAGAGUACUACUUCCGCCAGGAGGUGCGCAAGCAGGGGGAGAGUGAGGACGAUGAGGACAACCUCUGGAGGCCCUACUACUCAUACAAGCCCAAGAGGAAGGCCCCUCAUGCCCACAAAACAAAGAACUGGCAACGCAAACUCCAUUACAAACGCUCCCUCCGGCUAAUGAGGAGGGCAGAGAGACUCAUGGACCAUGUGAAUAAGGAGGACCAAGAGGAGGAGGAUGGAAAGAUGGAUGAGGUGGAGCAGGAAGUGGGGGAGGUGAAAGAUCACAUGGAGCAGGAGGAGGGAGAGGCACCUGAAUUGUUCAGUACUUCCUCUAUACCUUCAAAAGAGAAGGACAAAGAGGGGGAGGAAGAAAUCGGGGAAGCCCACCUUAAGCCCGCUGAUCCUCCCCUGGUCUCUCCCCAGCCCCCAUUGUCUACCUCAGUCCCCCCUAUGGACACAAAAUGCCGGCCCUGGUCCGAUGGGAGUGCGUCGGAGUGCGAUACGUGCGGCCGCUGGUUCUCCAGUUCCAGGAAGCGGGAUAAACACGAGCUUAGCCACCUGCUGGAGUUUGUGUGCCUCCUCUGUAGGGCCCCCUUCCCUUCCAGGGACCAACUAGAGGACCACCAGAGAUCCCAGCACCCCAAAGCCCCCAACCCCUCGUCUGUGCCAUCCCGAGCGGGGUGUCUGUCACGAGAUGAGGGCAUGGAGACAGAGACUGAGUUAACAGAGGUAGACAGGGCGAGAGAAAGGGUUAUACUAGGGAAGGGAAGUCCAAGUCGCCUAAGCAGGAGGUCGUUGGCGAGACACACCUGUCCGCAGUGCCAUAAGGUGUGCAAGACAUCCUCAGCGCUAAACCGCCACGUGAGGCGCCACGAGUUAAGCAGCUCCCCGGAGAGAGAAAAGGAGGAGACGCAGACAGAGUCAAAAACAGCAGCAGCAGCAGAGACAACAGUUAGCACUGUUAGCAAAGACGUAGAUACCACAAGUGACCAUGUUCCCGUUGUUCACUCUGUCCCAGUUAUCAGCUACCCUAUCCCAGAGACACAGCAUAGUAGCGAGGCCAUAGAGCCGCUGCAGUGUGCGAGCCAGCCUAGCGAGGUGAAAGCAGAGCACCAAACUCCAACACUGUGCAGCGGCCUUGAACUCAAAGAACUUAAUGAACUCACAACUCCCAUUCCUGACAGAGAGCCCAGUCCUCAGAUUAUUCAGCCCCCUCCAGAGAUCCCCACAGCCGACCGGCCGACACCAUCUCCCUCUCUCUGCUGCUCCUCGGCCCUCCAGGGUGUGCUGGUCAUGAGCAGCGGAGCUGAAUGUCUGGACUACCGGACCCCCAGGAAGAGGAGUCUGGAGGGGCAGAACCACAGGAGGACCAGCCCUGCACCUGUCACUUCUUCAAAUAUGCCCCCGACCUUGCAGAUGAGAAUCAGCCAUACUGCUGCUCCUUUGUCCGUUGCCAUGACAACACUGCCCCUCCAAGGGGUCUGUGGUGUGAAGCAGGAGGGGGAUAUUGUGGGAAAAGGACUGAGGGAGGGAUGUGGGAUGGGCCUCCUCCAUCAUGCUGGUUUUAAGAACUCACCAGUGGCCCAAGAUCUCAGGGUCCCACCCUUGUCCAGGAGCCCCAGUCCCAACCAAGCACAAGACCUGACCAUGUCCUCGAUUCUAGCCAGGGAGAGGGAGGUGGAGAGGGAAAGGCAGAGAGAAUGGGAGAGGGAGAUGAAGAGAGAGCUGGAAAGGGAACAGGAUAUGGAGAGAGAGUUGGAAAGGGGGAGGCAGAGGGAAAGGGAUAUGGACAGAGAGCUAGAAAGGAGGAAGCAGAGGGAGAGGGAUAUGGACAGAGAGCUGGGAAGGAGGAAGCAGAGGGAGAGGGAGAUGGACAGAGAGCUGGGAAGGGAGAGGCAGAGAGAAAGGGAGAUGGAGAGGGCUCAGCAGUCAAGGGGAGCAUCACUACAGGAGCAGUCCAGAGACAUGGAGGGGACCCUCCUGGUACCCAAAGAGGAGCCGAUUAGUCCCGCACCAUCCCCGAUACACACACCAAUUCAAACUACUAUUAACAGCCCACCCUUGCAGAGGCGGCCCUCCAAGUCUCCCCGCCGCUUCCCCACUGCCAUGGACCUACUGAUGCAGGCCAACCGACAGGUUGCCCAGUCCCUGCGUGGCACACAGGGUCUCGAGAGAUUUCAGUUGCCCCCUGGGUCGGUUAGUGGCAGCGACCGCCCUUCUGCCCAUGCCCUGCUGCUCCCCCGGGCCCCCCCACCGUCCGAGGAAGAGCCCCUGGACCACUCCCCAGCGCCAUCGAGAGACCCUCACAGAGGGGAGGUCACUGCCAGGGGAUACCCCAUGCAGGACUACCCGCUGCCCCUCAUCGUCCAGGGUGGCUACCACUCUGGCAAGAAGCAGGAGGACAACCUGCUCAUGUCCUACCCGACGGGGCCACUCGCCUUCGGGCCGCUGGGGAAGAUGGUGCCUACCGGGGAUCUUGCCAAACUGCCAUUCUACCCCGACCCCUACCACCUGCUUUACGGGCCGCAGCUGCUGGCCUACCCCUACAACCUGGCCACCCUGCCCAUGGCUUUGAACAUGAUGGCCCCCGGGGGGGAGAAGGUGGAGCCGUUGCCCUUCCUCCCUGCCCUCUUCAACUACGCUGCUGCAGCUGGUCCCUACGCUGGCAUGGCGCCACACCACCUAGUGGGUAACCCCAGCCUCUACAACAGCAGCGGCGGUAGCAGCAAGAAACAGCGGGACAACAGCAGCGGAAAGUUGUAGAAGGUGUAUAAAGAAACGACAUCUGAGGAAUAUUUCAAAGCGGACGACCAGUCCCUGUAGUGGAGAAGGAAGGGUGCCAUCGGCUCCUUUGUAGUGAGUACACUUGCACAGUCCCCUGCCUCUCUUUUGUAAAGUAGCGAUCAGAGCCAAAGCGUUGAAUCAGGAGGAGGGAUGAUGGGAAGUGGGGGAGUGAAGUAAGAGGAGGAGAGAAAAAAGACAGAUCCAUCAUUAGAGACGGAUAUCCCCCUCUCCUUUCCUCUGGCUCUCCCCAUUCACCUCUGGUUUCUGUUCUCACGUCUUUCAGUAGUAAUAGUUCUAGAGCUUGAUUAAUUGUCCUCUCAAACUUGUUAUGACAAUAUCUAUAAUAUAAGAAUAACAACAGCUAACAGGGUGUGUUUUGCGAAUCAUUUGUUUCGGUCCGCUUCCCAUUCUGUUGACCGCAUAAUAAAUACAGGGGAGGCUUUGUUUUAGGGACAGAAGGGAUCAGCCAAAAAGGACAUAAUUCGACACAGUGGGAGUCGGAGCAUUAAAAUACACUGUGUGAGUGUGUGAUAUGUGUGAUUGCUUUAGUAAACUUGUGCUCCAAGUGUCUGUGAGAGCUUUAUAUGAGCAGGUAACAUGCACAGUAUGUAGGAAUUCUGUUUGUGCACGCUGAGGUGGGAUUUUGCUUGUUUGGCGUGGAUGUGUGUGUGGAUGUGUGUGUGGAUGUGUGUGUGUGGCUGUAUGGCUGCCAUCUGAGUGCUGAUCGUUACAUGGGGUUCUGAGGUGUUAGCAACAUUCUAACACUAGAUGGACUAGGCAUUAUAGGUCAGUGCAUAGAAGCAUUAGAAGGAAUUCCUCUAUUUCCAGUUCACAAAGCAGCAACUCUAGCGAACCUUUUGCCUGGAGUAGAAUCUGUAUUUGCGUCAAUUACCGAUCUUGUGAGCUAAUGUUGCCUCCAGUAACCAUAGUGGCCAGAUGACUUUCAGUCCAGGUCACUAACCUAAGACCAUAGUGGCCAGAUGACUUUCAGUCCGGGUCACUAACCUAAGACCAUAGUGGCCAGAUGACUUUCAGUCCGGGUCACUAACCUAAGACCAUAGUGGCCAGAUGACUGUCAGUCCGAGUCACUAACCUAAGACCAUAGUGGCCAGAUGACUUUCAGUCCAGGUCACUAACCUAAGACCAUAGUGGCCAGAUGACUUUCAGUCCAGGUCACUAACCUAAGACCAUAGUGGCCAGAUGACUUUCAGUCCGGGUCACUAACCUAAGACCAUAGUGGCCAGAUGACUUUCAGUCCAGGUCACUAACCUAAGACCAUAGUGGCCAGAUGACUUUCAGUCCAGGUCACUAACCUAAGACCAUAGUGGCCAGAUGACUUUCAGUCCAGGUCACUAACCUAAGACCAUAGUGGCCAGAUGACUUUCAGUCCAGGUCUGCUUCGAGGUUCAUGUUAGUUUUUACCUUGUGCAUAACAGCUGGAAAACAUUCCUAGAAAAGGGGGGGGGAAGACUUGACACUUGUAGCUGUUAUGUACAUGUACUGUAGCUGGCCACUGGGUGACAAUCAUAGGCUAGUGUAGACCAUACACUUCCAGUUCUCCUUGUACUCAUCUCAUUUCUUCCAAGGAUUGAAAAUAAUACAACAAGAAUCAGUCAACCUUUUUAUUCUUGUGGCCUUUUUCCUCCCCCUGAUGCCCCCUGGUGUCCACCAAAGACCCACUCUAUUUGCUAGGCCGUGUUGAAGAGAGGGGGAGUGUACAAGGAAAUACAUAGAGAUGGAAUCAGGGUAGGGCAAUUCCUGUGAUCCUAAGAGAGAUUAAAAGAGAAACACAGAGGCCAGGGCGCACCUAGGUCAGUACCCUCAACGGAGCUUCCUACAUCUUGAUGUAGAAUCAAAAAGACCCCUCCCCCUCUACUGAAAGGAGAUAGAAAAGGACAAGGCGAAUGGAGUCGGACGACGCAGUAAGAUCACGCCACACUGAGGUCUGCUUGUCUCAGACAGCUUUUUGUGUUCCAAUAGCUCCUCUCCUCCCUCCUUCUACGCUCUGGGGUAGAGAAGCGAGAGGUGACGUAAUCGUCUCCCACAGAGCUGGUGUUGAAGGGCCGGGCUUAGCAGCAUCCACUGUGCCGCUCUGAGUUUCCCAGAAUCCUGUGGGACUUUUUCCUGUUCUGAGUCUUUCUCUGUGUGAUUUAUCUGUUACACUACAUUUUUUGAUUUGUUUAACUUUUUCUACCCCCUUUUGCUAGCUAGACAAAAGUGGAUUCAGCAAAAGGGGGUUUGAGUACACUUAUAAAUAUGAAUGUAAUUUUAGUCAAGAGGUUAUUGAAGUACAAAAUGCAUUAAAGGUAGAUGGAUUUCAGUUUUUCUGACUUGAAAAAUAACAUGUGUAAAGAGCCGUUAUGAAGUCUGGUAUGCAUAUAUACUGUACAGUCCUAGGAAAGUCAAGAAACUUGGGUUCUGUAUCCACUAAAGCAUGAGCAACACUCGCUUCCUAACAGUUUAUAUCCUCCUAGGUAUCCAAAAUCACUCACUUUCUCUUCCCCAUAACUUUGUUUCUUUUUCCUUCCACAUCCUGUCCUUUUCCCCCAUUAUCUCAGCUCUCAAUCUCGGUUUUGUCUCGGUUGUAUUUGUUCCGGAGUAUAACCCCCUCAAAAAGAGCAGCUGCCACGUUUAUUUCUCAGAAUCAGUAUGGGAGCUGUCCAAUUAUCCCCCUUCCUCCCCAAACAAACACACACUUUACAACACCUCUUUGAAGUGUGUAAUGGGUAUGUGUGUAUGAUGCCACCGCUGCGCUGUUAGUUUCGGGCAGGAGGACGAAAACACAGCGUGACCAACCGCAGGGGCUUGCGGCCUCCACUUGGGUGUGGUUACAAGCCUUUUGUGCGUCUCGUGUGUGUGUGUGUGUGUGUGUGUGUGUGUGUGUGUGUGUGUGUGUGUGUGUGUGUGUGUGUGUGUGUGUGUGUGUGUGUGUGUGUGUGUGUGUGUGUGUGUGUGUGUGUGUGUGUGCACAUCUCUGUGUGUGUGUGUCUGUGAAAAAGGAAAACCAAAACAAAUCUGCUUCUAUGCAGCAUAUCCCUCGGGGUAUAGGGACCUCCUGUAUUUUUUUGUUGCCUUUUUCAGUGGUUUUGUUCCAGAGCCCCCCCUCCCUACCCAGCUGUAAAGACUCUCUCCAUACUAUACCUAUCGGAGGCCAUUUCACUAUAUGGACAUAUUUGUGUUUUGUAAAAAACAUUUCUUAUGCCAUAGUUUUGCCAUCAUGGCAAUCAAUCAUUGACCAAACGCCUGCAAAUAGACAUAAAGAUUGAAUUCUGGUGAUGAUAUACACAUUUACGGUAUGUUUAGUAAGUUCAAAUGAAUUGUGCCUCCGCUUUGAUAUAUUUAAACGUAGCUGUAUUGAAAUGGUGAGGAUCUUCCAGAUUUCAGACAAGGUGCCUUUUUAUGGCAUAAGAAAUGUAAAUGGUAUAUGGCUGAAUUGAUCAAAAUGGCAAAUAACUUGAAGAAAAACCAUGUGGUUUAGUGUGCUAUGAAGCUGGUCAUAGUUCUAGGGGUGUGGCUAAACAGUUUGGUAUUGUGUAUGUUUAGGUAAAUACUGUGCCAUAGUUUUUAGAGUCCACAAAUACGUUAUCGUUUUCUUUCUUCUUCAAAUAUAAAAUGUUUUAAUGUUGCCUGAUAACGUUGUCUCUGGAUUUGAUACAAAGGCUUGUAGCCACAGCUUUCCCAAAGUCCCUUGUUUGUUUACUUCCAUGUUUCUUUAACUCUUUCCUCUUGUUCUCCUCUCUCCUCUUCGCUACAAUCAAACAAAUAAAGUAUUAACCUGAUGACCCAACAGA
This is a messenger RNA of Salvelinus namaycush (lake trout), 9794 nucleotides long. RefSeq names its product zinc finger and BTB domain-containing protein 38-like. The record is from RefSeq and is a predicted model, not a curated record. The transcript is spliced from 2 exons. Bases 253 to 5982 code for a protein of 1909 amino acids. NCBI's taxonomy places the organism in Eukaryota, Metazoa, Chordata, Actinopteri, Salmoniformes, Salmonidae. Gene Ontology annotation, biological process: regulation of DNA-templated transcription. Gene Ontology annotation, molecular function: RNA polymerase II cis-regulatory region sequence-specific DNA binding; DNA-binding transcription factor activity, RNA polymerase II-specific.